AUGUGUCGAUACACAAAUAGUUCCUGUUUGUCACCAACCGUCGGUGCAGUCCCAGAAUUGUUUUCUUCCGCCCUGCAGUUUUUUGCUGCAGCGCAGUGUUUGUUAACAGAAGACUGGCCUCCAGACACCAUUGUAUCUGAUAAAUCGAGAUUUGAUUUCAUAAUAAUAGGGGCUGGAACCUGUGGAUCUAUUGUAGCCAAUCGAUUAAGCGAGAUAAAAAACUGGAAUAUUUUAUUAUUAGAAGCUGGUGGCUUACCUCCCGUGGAAAGUAAUAUCAUAGCACUAGAUCAACAACUUAUUGGGUCAAAAUACGAUUGGAAUUAUAUAACUGAGAAUGAUAGAAGAUCAAGCCAAGGUUUCGUUAAUGGUACGGUGAUUUGGCCAAGAGGAAAAAUGCUUGGUGGCAGCGGUGGUAUCAACGGAAUGAUUUACUUUAAAGGAAACGAUUUUGAUUUCCAACGAUGGUACGACGCCGGGAACAAAGAAUGGCAUCCAAAAAUAGUGAGAUAUUUUUAUAAGAAGCUCGAAAGUUUACAAGAUGCUUCCCAGUUGCGGAAUCCAUUUAUUAGGAGAAACUAUGGCCUCAAUGGUAACCUUAUCAUAAAUAGUCUGAACAGUUCAAACGAGCAUUUAAUAGAAAGCGUCAUAAAUUCCUUUGACGAAAUCAGCUUCCGACGAAAUUGCGAUAUAAGUGCUCUAAAUGCGUUCGGGUCAGGAAAAUUUAAAAUUAACGGAAGUAAUGGUAGACGAGUAAGCACAGCUAAAGCGUAUUUAAACACGAUAAAGAAACGAAAGAAUUUAAAAAUAGUAACAAAUGCUUUUGUUACUAAAAUCUUAAUAGAUUCUGUGACUAAAACUACUGAAGGAGUAGAAGUAGAAGUACAAGGACAAAAGAAGACAUUUUACGCAAAUUUAGAAGUGAUUUUGAGUGCAGGAACAAUUAAUACUCCUCAAAUAUUGAUGAUAUCAGGAAUAGGUCCCGAAGAUCAACUGAGUUCAAAAGGAAUUUCAUGCAAAGUAGAUUCUCCGAUGGUUGGGAAGAAUCUUCAGGAUCACGCUAUUGUACCGGUUACAGUUUAUGGUGAUAAGCCAAAAAAAAAGAAGAGUGAAGCUGAACGUAAUUUUGAUAUAAUUAGAUAUCUAUACAACCGCAGUGGCCCUUUAGCAUACAUUAGCUCUCCAGGCAUUGCUGCUUUGUAUACCGAUGACCCCAAUUUACCAUAUCCUAAAUUCCAAUCUUUUCUUAUCUUAUAUGAAAAAAAUACAUCCUCGGUUCGCGAAGCCUUUGAAAAACGCGGUUAUAAGCAAUCCGUCGUGAAUUCUAUUUCAAAGCUAAAUACUAACCACGCUCUGUAUCAUUUCGCGAUAACACUUUUGCAUCCACAUUCCAAAGGUUACAUUCGGUUACGUUCUAAUAAUCCUAAAGAUCCUCCCCUAAUUUACACCAACUAUUUUAGCGAUCCAAGAGAUCUAAGAUCAUGCGUACGCGGUGUCAAAAUGCUAACGAAAAUCACAAGAACAACAUAUUUUAAAUCUAUAAAUGGGUUUCUCGGUCGUAUUAAUUUGGAGCCGUGUAAUGAUUAUGAAUUGGACAGUGCUGAAUAUUGGAAAUGUAUAUGUUUGAAUCUGGUAACGACUGUAUACCAUCCGGUUGGUACUUGUAAAAUGGGCGUAGAACCAAAGACUUCAGUUGUGAGUAGUCGUUUGAAAGUCUACGGUGUUGCUAAGCUUCGAAUUAUCGACGCUAGUGUAAUGCCGAAUGAAAUUAGCGGAAAUACAAACGCUGCUUGUGCUAUGAUCGGAGAAAGAGGAGCUGCAAUCGUAAAGGAAGAUUACUCAAAGGAAAAGCAGUACUCAAUAUAA
This is a messenger RNA of Bombyx mandarina (wild silkworm), 1863 nucleotides long. Its product is annotated as glucose dehydrogenase [FAD, quinone]. The record is from RefSeq and is a predicted model, not a curated record. Gene Ontology annotation, molecular function: oxidoreductase activity, acting on CH-OH group of donors; flavin adenine dinucleotide binding. NCBI's taxonomy places the organism in Eukaryota, Metazoa, Arthropoda, Insecta, Lepidoptera, Bombycidae.